Molecule: messenger RNA, 1032 nt
Organism: Acytostelium subglobosum LB1
Lineage: Eukaryota; Evosea; Eumycetozoa; Acytosteliales; Acytosteliaceae
Exons: 3
Source: RefSeq, a predicted model, not a curated record
AUGAAUUUAUUAAUUCUAUUUGUUUUAUUUGUAUCCAUAUUUGGACAUUCACUAGGUUAUGGUGAAUCUGAUCCAGAUGGAAAUCCAAUAUGGAGAGAACGUGAAAGUCAUGUCAUUACCAACACAAUAAGAAUGGCACCACAAGACUUUGUUCCAAUGUAUUAUCCAUCACAUGUUGCUUCCAACUUUAUGCAAUAUGUAAUCUAUCCACCUGUUGGUCCUCUAUACUUAACAUUGAAUGGAUCACGUGUUGCCAAAGCACACAGUGUAGACCUUGGUACCAAUGGAUGUUUCGAACACAAUGACUGUAACGGUACCCUAGUCAGUCGUAGGUUCAACAAGUUCCUCAACUACUACUGUCUGGACAAUUGGUCCGAGAACAUGGCACAAAGGAUUGAGGAUGGAAAGUAUGCGACUUUUGGAUUGUUAUGUGAGACUACUUCAACUUGUUUCCCAGACUUGCAGAAUGAUGGACAUCGAUCAACUAUGAUGAACCCAGACUUUAACUCAAUGGGUGUUGGUAUGAUGUAUGGACCCGAUGUCUAUACUCAGGACUUCUUCCAAGACAGGUGUUUGACAUUGGACUAUCCAGUUCACUCUGGUUCACAUACCUACAACAUCUCAUCAUCCUCAUCCCAAGUGAUCACUUUAUACUACUUGGCAACAUGGCAUCAUAACACAAGUGCACCUACUUCUGCCAAGUUGUUUGUCAAACCAAAUAAUGGUAGUUCAUGGGUAUCUGACCUAAAGUUACAACUUGGCAAGUCAAAUGCUGGAACAUACUUUUACAAGACAGAGUCAUUCCAAGAGUGCCAACAAUACUACUUUGUAUUUGAAUUGGGAUCAAAGACCUAUCGCUACCCUGAGACUGGUGUGCUCCAGACCCUCACCUUAGACAACCAAGAAUGUCCAUCAUGGGUCAACACCAACUUCAUCGUGGACACUGACCAUCCAUCAUCUGCACCAUCCAUUCCAAGGUCGCACUCCAUAAUCAUCCUCGUCAUCCUCAUCAUCCUCACCAUCCUGGUCAUC